Molecule: messenger RNA, 2891 nt
Organism: Scatophagus argus
Lineage: Eukaryota; Metazoa; Chordata; Actinopteri; Scatophagidae
Gene: tcp11l2
Product: t-complex 11, testis-specific-like 2
Exons: 10
Coding region: 166-1740 (524 amino acids)
Biological process (GO): signal transduction
Source: RefSeq, a predicted model, not a curated record
AUGGUUUCGCCCGUUUGUCCUCAGAGCCAGCUGGGGUAAUGUUAAAGAAGGACCUUUAAACAGCGAGACGAACAGUGCACAACAACGGCCAGUCUUCCUUUCAGUGGUGCGCUAUUUUUGGUUUUAGUCUCCUAGUCCGGAUACUUGAAUGAGCUGUAACCCAAGAUGCCUCUUAAAGACGAGCGACCGGCCUCUACGUCCAGUGGCGAGGACCAAGGCAGCGACGUGGAGUCGUCAGAGCGCUGUGACAGCAUGACGUCGACCAGCGACAUGGACUGUUCCCGGGAAAGCUCCACGAGCGACUGCUCCAGCAAGCACUGCACGCCCUCCUCCAGCCCACCCAAAAUCUUAACCCUGGAUGAAGUCAUGGAUGCUACCUGGGACCUUACCAGUCAUAAUAUGUUUCAUGAGAUGACUGUAAACCGCAACUUCCGUGUGGAAGUACCCAACUUCCCUCCAAACAGUUUACACAAGAUAGUAAAAGAUAAUCUCCACAAGGCCUUCUGGGACAUCCUGGAGUCCGAGCUGAACGACGACCCGCCUGAGUAUGGGCAAGCCAUCAGAUUAUUGGAGGAGAUCAGAGAGAUCUUACUGUCAUUUCUUAAUCCGGGUGCCAAUCGGAUGAGGACACAGAUCACGGAGGUGCUGGACAUCGACCUGAUUCGUCAGCAGGCUGACAACGAUGCAGUGGACAUCCAGGGCCUUGCCUCUUAUAUUAUCACCACCAUGGGCAAACUCUGUGCGCCGGUUAGGGAUGGGGAUAUCAGAAGGCUCCGUGGAAACACAGAUAAUAAUGUAGUGACUCUAUUUAGGGAGAUCUUCCAAGUGCUGGAACUGAUGAAGGUGGACAUGCUGAACUCAACAAUAGAUGAUCUGAGGCCUGUUUUGCACAGCCACGGUGUUGAAUUUGAGAGGGCAACAUUCCAGAGAAUCCUGGACAAAACACCCAGUGCUUUGAACCACACAACCUCGUGGAUCAAGUCAGCACUGGAAGAGCUGCUGUCGGCCACCUUCUCCACACAGCAGGGGAAGGGACAGCGAGAGAUGCCUGGUCCCUUUCAAAUCCUCAACACCGCUUUCCUUAGCAUCCUUACAUGGGACUUUGAAAAGAGCCCAGUGCCUGAGACCUUGAUAAAUGAUGAGAUGCGUCUGCGUGAGAUUCAGUGGCAGCUCCGGCAGUGUCAGAUGGUGAACAUGGUGUUACUCAUUGUAUACAGCACCGUCGGAGGGCCUGUCCAGGGUCUGCCCUGCCUGUCUGACCGUCUGAAGAGGAUGACCAGUGUGUUGCUGGAUGGGAUGCACAGCCCGAACUUUAACCUACAAGAGGCACUAGAGGGCGUCAGUGCUCAGAUCUGCUGUGAGAUCAGCAAGUCUUUAACAGAGAGGAGCUACCCUGCACUGACCCCAGAGCUGCAGGCCACCCUUAGAGGCCAGAUCUGCAGCAUCACUCAGAAGGACAAUCCAAUCCACAGUCUUGUUGAGGAUCGUGCGCAGCAGUACUUCAGGGCCCUCAUCUUUGAUCCCAAACCCCAGGUCAAACUUGAACAGACACCAGCUGGCCUGACUGACAUCAAACCUGAGCUAGCAUCGAUAGGAGCAAAGCUCAUCUCCAUAGUCAACUACAACAAGACUGUCUACGGACCUUUCUACGCAAGUAUCAUCAGGAAGCUGAUGUUCAGCAGCCCACCAGCAGCAGACCCUCUUCAGGGCACCACUCACGAAUCCGUCCCCUCCAACUGAAACCAAACUUUGACAGAUGCAGUCUAGGAGUCUUUUUGCCAGACAUAGCUAAAGCUAAGGAGGUACUACAGUAACUUGGCAGUACUGCUGCUUUGGUUGAUCAGUGUGCUUCAAUAGUUCAGAGUUACCUUCAGCGUAUCGUAAAUGUAGUUUUUAUCACUACAUUUAGCAGUGAAGGCACUGCGGUGUAGUUACCAUGUGGUCGACAUUUACUGUGACCCACAUUAUUUGUGGUCAGUGUUCUGAAAUGUGUUCUCUUAUGAACAUUUACAGCUUCAAACUGGAAAACCAGUAUUACAUUGAUCCAUUUCUGAACAUAAUAGUAAUAAUCAUGUUGUAUAUUUGUUUGCAUUCACACUCCUGUUCUUGUGAAGGGAGUUCACGGGAGAAAAAAGGGCAAAACCUUAGUAUGUGUAAAGGAUACAGUAAGUUUUAUGAAGCAGAAAGGAAGAAGCUUAUAUAUUUAGAAAAGUAGAACAUCAGAUUCUUUACAUUUAAGAAGUUAUUUAUCACAGGAAACUAUACAGUAUAACCACAGUUAUAACCACCUUUGAACAUAGAAAACAUGAGAUAGCCUUUUUCUCAUGGAAUUUGUUCUUUUGAUCAUUCUCCCUUUAACUUUUUUAUCAGUCAGAGAACUAAAAAUUUUUAGAUUCUGGCUUUUUAGAUUUUUAAAUAUUUAUCCACUCAUACUAUCAAACAGUAAAAAAAAAAAAAAAGAAGUAUAAAUAAACAAAACUAUGUCAGUUUUUCAAAGAAAGAAAGAAAAGUUUGCUUGCAUGAGUACUUCUGUGUUGGGGUUAAGUCAUUUUAGUUUUUACCUGAGUCGUUUGUUGUCACAUGUUGUAUGUUCUAUGCUUAUUCUCUGCCGGUGGCAUACUUGUUAUGUUGAUUUAGUUCCUAUGUUUGUUACAUUUUGAGGUACUGUAGUUGUUGAAGUAUUGCUGUGUUGGAUGUCAUAAUCCUGUGGGGAAAUGUAAGGUGCUGAACUCAAAAGUGAGUCCAAAAUUUCCAGCGGACCUAAUGAUGCACAGAGAAAAGCAAUUAUAAACUUGAUGUGAAAGUUUACAUAAAAUGUGGGAAGAAAAUGUGUUUUCUGUUUCUUGUGUACCACGUUUAAUAUAAUAAAACUUCCACUUUUAUCAAAAUUA